This is a messenger RNA of Corticium candelabrum, 1270 nucleotides long. RefSeq names its product transient receptor potential cation channel subfamily A member 1-like. Lineage: Eukaryota; Metazoa; Porifera; Homoscleromorpha; Homosclerophorida; Plakinidae. The coding region runs from base 32 to 1270 and encodes 412 amino acids. Gene Ontology annotation, molecular function: protein binding. The transcript has 10 exons. The record is from RefSeq and is a predicted model, not a curated record.
AUCACGAUUCAAUUUCGUUUUUUGGUUUAUUAUGAUUACGAUGCCACAGGCGUUAAAAGACAAAGAUGGUUUUGAGCAACUGGUCUCGUCUUCCGACAGCAACGGAUCGACUGUUCUUCAUUACGCAGCAGUACACGGCAGCAUUGCGGAUCUAAGUUUGCUUGUUCAACAUGGAGCGAAUUUAGCCGCUGACAAUCACAGUGGAGCGACUCCCUUGCAUCUUUCUUGCAUGAGAGGAAGUGUUCCAGUAGUCGCGUAUCUCAUUUCCGUCGCUCCUCGUCUUCUCAACGUCGUCGAUGGAAACGGCAGGACGUCUUUGCAGAUCGCCAGUUUGUACGGUCACGCGCGAGUGGUCUCGAUCCUGAUCGAAAGCGGAGCGACGCUACUUCCAGACAUCGACGGUCGCACUCCUUUUCAUUGUGCAGCUUGGCGUGGGUCCAUCGAUUGCUUGCAGACUCUGCUGACGGCAUUUCCUUCCGAUCUGAACUGCGUUGAUGUGGAGAAGGCAACAGCCCUAAACUUGGCCGUUGCAGCUGACCAUCCAGACGUUGUUGCGUUUUUGUUGGACAACGGUGCCGCCAUUAGCUACGACAACAGUGGACAGAAUUGUCUCGACGUUGCUAUUAAUCGAAAUGUUCCAAAGUGCGUCGAAGUUAUAGUUAACCACGAAAGGAAGAAAUUUGGAGCGGCCGUCGUGAUAGCCAACAUUGCCAUCUAUCUCGUAUAUUUACUUUUUCUCAUGUCGAUAAUAUUUGUAUUUCCAGCGUACACACCCCAUCCUCUCGAAAAUCGAGACAGUCUCGAUAGAUUGAUGAAUGUCAUUCAGAAAGCCAAAGAAGACAAUCGUACAAGUCUCUCUUCUUACGAAAAAAUUGUUUUCUGCUUUGGUCACCCUGAGCUGAGGAUAACGGUUCUUGUAGCGACGGUACUUUGUCUUUUAAAGGAACUUCUUCCCAUGUGGUAUACAGGCGUUGCGUACUUCAAGAGAUUGUCAAACGUGUGUGAACUCACAGUGUACGCGUUGACGUUGAUCUUUCUGGAUCCAUACGAGCUACUCUUUCAAAAUCUUGACAUCCCCAGAAAUCCAUGUCCGACUCUUGUAUGGGAACUAGCAGCAAUGGCAACAGUACUAGGAUGGAUCGUGCUCUUGCUCAACUUUCAGAGAUUACCUCAUAUCGGCAUCUAUAUCAUGAUGAUAAUAUCGAUGGUCGCCACGAUGCUUAAGGUUUUGAAAUGUUUUCAAACUGAUAAGGCCACAAGAAUAAAUUAA